Molecule: messenger RNA, 2862 nt
Organism: Lachancea sp. 'fantastica'
Lineage: Eukaryota; Fungi; Ascomycota; Saccharomycetes; Saccharomycetales; Saccharomycetaceae
Source: the annotation of a GenBank genome assembly
AUGAAGGUCCAAGAAUCAGUCUAUAGUAUUGGGUAUCCAAUCUACGGGGCAAGAUUUCUUAACAACAAUGUUCUUUUGGUCACUGGAGGCGGCGGUGAGGGCAACAAUGGCAUACCAAACAAACUGACAGCUCUUCAGGUGAACUUUGAAAAACGGAAAAUUAUCAAACGAUUCCGGGAGCUGACACUUGAUAGCAACGACGAUUCUCCCACAACUUUGGAUGCUGCAAAUAACAUCAUUUUGAUGGGAUGCAAUGAAUCCUCUGCCAAGGUCAAAGCAGGGCAGCCUAACCAUCAUCUUCGCAAAUACAUAUUCGAAAACGAACAUUUGAAGUUUGUGGCCAGCGUCGAUAUGGACCGCUCAAAAAAUGCGGAUGACUAUACCAAACUCACUUACAUGUCUCAGGACGGAUCCGUGGCUGCAAUUGCGUCGUCCAAACUGCCUACUGUGAUCCGAAUCUUGAAUCCAGCAUUGUUGACUGAAACGUACGAAAUUGAGACCGGGAACGACGUGAAAGAUCUACAUUUUAGUCCCGACGGCAAAGUACUCAGCUACAUAACUGCUUCGACGUUGGAGGUUAUUUCGAUCGUCACAGGCCGCUUUAUCGUGCGUAAGACGGAUUUCAACGAGAACUGGACCCUUUCCAAAAUACGGUUCAUAGGCGAAGACACUGUAAUCAUUGCUGCAGCUCUCAAAAAGGGCAGUGGAAUAGUUCUUUGCAAAGUGAGCUUGAAGUCUGGCACAACCUCUGUGUUAAAGACCAAAAUUGUGACCACUAAGAUCAAAGGUGUAACUUCCAUGGACGUGGAUCCAAAAGGUCAAUUAGCUGCCCUUGCUGGUAAUGAUAACUCCGUCUUGAUUGUGAAAUUGAAAACUCUCACGGUCGCAAAAUUCUUCAAACAAGUUCACUCUUUUGCCAUCACAAGGGUCGUAUUUUCGCCAGAUGGGAAAGCCCUGGUCAGUGUUUCGGCCGCCAACACAAUACACGCUAUUCGUGUACCAGACAAUCUUGCUACGUCAACGUCUUUUAUCGAAAAGAUUGUUAAAUUCUUGGCCAACUUUGUUCUUAUUGUCCUAUUUGCGGCUAUUGUGCAAGUUACCUACAAGUACAAGUUACACGAAAAGGGAUACCAGUUUGCCUUGGCCAAGUGGAACGCUAGAAAUGCUUCUUUCAAAAUGAAUGACGAAUUUGUUCAAACAACGCUAGUGGGCGAUGUGGUGAGUGUCCAAACCAAAACCAAAGAGGCCCCCACCCAUCAGAGCUCUGUUACAACACCUACAAGCUCAUUCGUAACUUCUGAGACCGUGACCUUCUCAUCUAUCAGCGAUUCGAUUCAAAGUUCAGGACAUAUCCGACCAUCUGUUGAGAAAGAUUUGAGCUUCUCGACUUUUACUUCGAGUUCGAGUCAAGAUCUGAGCCUUGCCUCUCACAGUUUUGCUGAAACAAAAACUGUAGAAACCACCAGCUCUCAGCCUGCACUUUCUUGGUCUUCAGACGUCCCUGAAAAUUCUAAAGCGGACGAAACUUCAUCGACAGCUGAAUCGGGUGUUGAGGAUCUCAAAACGGAAGAGCUGGAAACUGCUGAUGAGCCGUCAUUGGUCAGUAGUCGCGAAAGUUCUGCUUAUAUCGAGGCUGAGAGCGCAAGCUCGCAAAUUUUUGACGACCAAUGGCCCACUACGAGUGUCGUGAAGGAAUCUGCAGCAAAGAAUAGCCCUUCAAGUCUUCCUAAUAGUAGCAGUGAUGAAGAGACACCUGGUCUUCAAAUGACAACCGCAUCCGCAGAAGACAGCGAUGCCUUUUCUUCGCCUAAGAAGAACAGCAACUCUGCCAUUUCAACUAGUUCUGAUAUGACUGCAUCCAAUGAGAAAGUUUCUAAAAUCUCGGAGGCUAGUGUAGUAUCACAAUCAUCGUCGCUUCCCAGCAAAAAAUCGAGCCAAUUAUCCUCUGCAGUGGGUUUGUCAGGGUCUGACAGCAAAAAUAUUGAUAUCUCACACUCUGCCAUACAACCCGAGGCGAUUACGACGAAAAUUGUCCGUAGCCCAUCUGGCGCAGAUGUCACAACCAGCAAAAUCAUCAUGGAGCUAAAUUCCUCCACCACUACGCAAAAGACAGCUAUGUCAAACUCGGGAAGCGAGGUGCUCGAGAAUUUCAAGUCUUCCUCUGCCAAAGAUUCAUCAACACUGCUCUCGACUCCUGCCACGAUCACACAAACGGCAGCAUCUUCAGUUCACGUAGAUGCAGAGUCGACGGCGCAGAACGUGAAAAGCGAAGUAAAGCCCCCAAAGGCCGGUAGUUUGACAUCUAAGAAAGGACAGAGAACGGAAGACCUCGAGGAAAUUGAGGAGGUAUAUAUUGAGAGCGCCGAGAGAAUGCCGCUAGCCACAUCUCAGGCUGAUUCGAAAGUUACUCAGGAUCCAAAGCCAAUCUCUUCAGAGAGCAUUUCAAUCUCGACUCGACAGAGUUCUGGAAAUCUCGUUAGUGACAGCUCAACUACCACCACAAGCCCAACGAAUUUGGCUUUGACGUCUUCAUGGGAACAUAAGCAAGCAUCUGCUGCUCAUGGACAUAUUUCAAGUGCAGUUCCCGGUGACUUUGAACAGAAUUAUACUCCGGACGUCUCCGGUUCAGCAGAUGAUGAAAGCUUCAAUGAAGAUGUCACUCCAGAUGCUAUUUCUACCUAUGUCGACGAACCUGCACCAGUUGAGGAGGUGAAUCCUUUACCUGAGGCCACUGCGGAAGCUGAUAAUGAACAUAAAGAGCCCGCUGUUGGCGAGCAACCUUCAGAUCUUGCAACUGACGGAACAGACACUGAUGCAGCAAAAUUGAAGAAAGAAAAGUUACCAGCACACGAUGAGCUUUGA